CUUGUUUUAUUAUUAAACGUGGUAUUUGUGCAAUAUGGAUAAACAGAGCAUAGUUGAAUUACAAACAUUAGUUUCUAAACAGAAGGAACAGUUGACUAGAUAUGAAAAUCGACUAAGGGAUCUUCUAACAGCAUACAAAGGUCUUCUCAAAGAAAAGGAGGCUUUAGAAAUAACAUUAGCAACAUUUAGUAAGAAUGUCAAUGAGACAAAAUCAAGUGAUGUUUUAAAAAAGACUGAUAAUACCAAAGCAACUGAGGAUGAAGAGCAUUCCGUAUGCAAUAAUAAAAUUAAACAGCUUGAAAUUCAAUUAGCCACAGGUUUGAAUUCGUUAGCUACUCUAUCUGCUGAAAAAUCCCGCAUGGAAGCUUCAUUUCAAGCUGAUAAAAAACAAUUAAGACUUGAAAGCGAUACAAAAGAUAAACUUAUAAGGGAUCUUAAGGAAUCAUUAAAAAGUUGCUCUAAAACUAACACUGAAUUAGAAACUUUAAAAUCCAAGCUUAUAAUUGAAAGACAUGACAGGGAAAAAGAGCAAAAUGAUCAUGGAGUCAUGAUAAGGGAAUUACAAAAACUUUUAAAUGAUGAGCGACAUCUCAAAGAACAAUUGGAUAUGCAAAUAACAGAUUUGAAAGCUAAGUUAUAUGCUAAAGUUAAUGAAGCAGAUCAAAAGUUUAUAGAUGUACAGAAUGAUGUGUGCAAAAAUAAAGUCAUCAGUAAGAACGUUGACAACGAAUCUUUAGAAACAAAUAUUAUGCUAGCAGAACUGCAAAAUGAAAUCAGCAUGAUGAAAAAGAAACAUGUUGAGGCUUUAGAGCAAGAAAAGGAAAGAGCUAGGACAGCAGAGGAAAAAUCGAGAUCAUUAGCUGCAUUGCAUGAAGAUCGAGUUGCCAAUCUGGAAGCCCGAUUGGCAGAACUUUCAGAUACGGUUGGAGCAUAUGAUCGUCUUAGGCAAAAUGAUUUAUCAAAUAUACAAAAAUUGAAAGAUGAAAUCGAAAAUCUCUGCAAAUCACAAAAUACUAAUUGCAAAGACCAAGUUGAUUUUAAUGAUUCUGAGGAUUUCACAUCUUCUGGAGUCCACACAAUCCUAGCCAAAAUUUUAAAAUUGAAAAAAAUUCUGCUGAUUGAAAAUGAUCGCCUUGAGAAACCCAUAGACUUGAGUAAUGUUUUUUCCCAUGCGAUUGAUCACUCAAAAUGUAAGGAUGAAUAUAACAAACUAAUGCAAGAGUAUUACGAAUAUAAGACUAAAACUCAAAGUGCAAGAUCAGCAAAUGUGUCACUCGAAGUUUCAGAAUUAAAAUCACAUAUAAAAUCAUUGCAAGAUGAAAUCAUUAUUUUAAAUGGGCAAAUAGACAAAAAUGAAGUCAUCUACAAGGCUUCGUUAGAAGAAAAAACUCAGAAUUUAAUUGCUCAGAAAAAUCACUAUAAACAAUUGAUUUAUGAUAUUGAAAAUGAUUUUAAAGAACAUGUGAGUCAACUAGAGAAGCAGUUACAAAAACAAAGAGAUAGAUCAAUAGGACUUCUUGAAGAAAAAGAACAUGAAAUUAAAACUCUGAAAGAAUCUUUUGAAAUUUUCUUACCAGGAAAUUCUAAAUUAUAUUUAGAUAAAUGCAAACCAAAGACUGAACAAGUUGACAGCCAUAAUUUACACCAGCUAAAUAAUGUUCUACAAGGUGGCCCAUCUAUCACAUCUGGUGAAUCUCCGCAUAUGUUGCACUAUGCACAUGAGCUUGCUCGGAAAGAUGUUGAUAUUACAGUGCUGAGAAGAACGUUACGGGAGUUAGAUGACAAAUAUAGAGAUGUAAUUCGAGAAACAUUAGCAGAAGAUAGUUGGACUGAAAGAGAAAGAAAGCUUCUGGAUAAUAUAAGCAGAUUAGAGCGCAGCAUAUCGCGUGAGGGUGCUAAUUUGGAAUAUCUGAAGAAUGUCGUAUUGAGUUACAUUCUUUCUACAGAUACAUUUGGAAGAAGUCAUAUGCUAAAUGCUAUUGCUGCAGUUUUACAGUUUAGUCCAGAAGAGAUGGAAAAAAUCAACAAACAUAAUACAGUGAAAUUGUAUAGUAAUACCACUACAUCAACCUGAUUUUUCUAUUUUAAUACUAUAUGAUAAAGUGUAAUAAUCUCCUCGUGAUGAUUCCUGGACUUGUUAAUAUUUCUUUU
Messenger RNA from Ctenocephalides felis (cat flea), 2151 nucleotides. RefSeq names its product GRIP and coiled-coil domain-containing protein 1-like. Lineage: Eukaryota; Metazoa; Arthropoda; Insecta; Siphonaptera; Pulicidae. Gene Ontology annotation, cellular component: Golgi apparatus. The record is from RefSeq and is a predicted model, not a curated record.